Molecule: messenger RNA, 1164 nt
Organism: Parnassius mnemosyne (clouded apollo)
Lineage: Eukaryota; Metazoa; Arthropoda; Insecta; Lepidoptera; Papilionidae
Source: the annotation of a GenBank genome assembly
AUGGAGCAGUUAGAAAGUCAACUGUUUAUAGUUUUGGGUGUAAAAAUAAAGCCUGGUCCAAUGGAAAGGUACAAACUUGAAAAUUUUGCACUCGAUAAUACUGUGUCAACUUUAAAAGAAGAGGCAGAAAAGAAAACUAAUGAGCCAUCUUCUUCUUUAGAAGCCAUACAUCAUGGGAAAAUUCUUAGGGAUACAGCUACACUACAAGACAGUGGAGUCAAAAAUGGUGAAAUGAUACAUGUGGUGAAAAGAAAAGUCGAGGCAGCACCCGCACCAGCUCCUACUUAUUCUGAUGCAGAAUUACAGCAGUUAAAUACAUCAUUACGGACAUUAGGCUGCACACCAAAUGCACCUGGGUGGACUCGAGCUAUGCAGUUAUUAAAUGACGAAGCGACAUUAUCAGAAGUGAUUGAUCAGUCGCCAUCUUUGAGCGAAGACUGCGUGGCUCUGUCAAUCCUCCAUGAAGUAGAACUCCUUGCGGCUUUAGGUGCUAAUGUGCAGACAAUGCGCAGAGGAGUCAACGCUCACCCCGACUUGCCGGCUGCCCUCCGCCAUCUCACCAGGCUAGUGCGCUCCCGAAAUACUUCCGCUAAUGAUAAUGUGCCUACAUCAGGGUUCGCGUAUUCACUUGAGGCUCUGUCGGAGGAUGAAGACGUUGAGGAAGAGGAGACUGAAGAAGGCGGUGAAAGAAGUGCGAUUACGCAGGAACAUCUCGCAGCUGCUUUACAGGCAGCAACAGAGGCGGUCUUCUCUCCUAGUAAUCGUGCUGGAGGCAGUCAAGAAAGUUUACUACGUCUUUUGCAAGCAGCUGGAGACAGGGGCCCCUCGAGACCCUCAAAUACCACUGAAUCUAACACGCCAACUGGCUCAGGCACCAGCCGCGCUGUAAUAACUUCAGAAAUGUUCAGUGAAGCUAUAUCAGAGGCCAUUAACAGAGCUGGCAGUCGAAAUGCAGCUAGCACACCUAUGGACCAAAGCACCGCAGCGUCGUCGUCACAGAGCCCAGUUGGAACGAGGGAUGAAAAUUUUAGCACUCAAUUAAAUCAUAUGCAUGAGAUGGGACUUUUGGAUGAUGCUCUAAACGUACGCGCGCUGCUUAUAUGCUCAGGUGACGUCAACGCAGCUAUAAAUCUGGUAUUUAGUGGCGCCAUUGGUGAUGACUAA